Messenger RNA from Bradysia coprophila, 745 nucleotides. RefSeq lists its product as uncharacterized. NCBI's taxonomy places the organism in Eukaryota, Metazoa, Arthropoda, Insecta, Diptera, Sciaridae. The record is from RefSeq and is a predicted model, not a curated record.
CAUUUGAUUGAAUUUUCAAAACAACUUCAUCAAAAUAAUAACAGAAAAUAACUGAAAUUAGAAAUCAAAAUAUCGUUGGUCCCAUCCUGAACAUACAUAGCCGAACUAAACAGUCAGUCGGAGAUGGAGCAGGAAUAUGAAAUUCAGCAUUUUGGAUUUUCUGUUGCCGAACUGAAAAAAGAGACCACCGAUAUGAUUCACGGCGAGAUUGACAAAGCGUGUGACAUGCUGGUCGGAAGCAUUACGACAAUUCCACAAGUGGACGGUAACAUAGCAGCGGAAAUCGACCGAAAGAAGAACGAUCUAGCCAGCGACAUAAAGGAAUUGCUGAAAGAAUCAUUGGACGAAAUGGGCAACAUUAUGACGGACCAUUUCUCGAUUCCGCGGAAUGUUACGCUCAGCACAGAUCAGUUGAAGUUGAAGAGCAUCGAUGUCAACGAGGAGCAUUUGCAAAAGGAGCUGGACGAACGAGUGAGGCACUUUAUGAGGUUGGAGCAAUUCUUUAACGCAUUGAGCGAUGAACUGGAAUCGUACAACACAAACGAGAAUUUGCUGCAGCAACAGGAGUCCAUUCUGGACAUGUGUGAAAGACAACUGAUAGCGGCGCAGUCCGACUUGAAUUAUAUCGAUGAACAAACGGCUAGGGUCAAUACGAAUUUUUAACCAUUCGGAGAAUGUUCUGUUUAGCAAAGAAAGAAAGAGAAGGAGUGAAAUACAAGAGAAACGAAAAAUGUUUUGUUCAAAA